Messenger RNA from Beta vulgaris subsp. vulgaris (sugar beet), 1585 nucleotides. RefSeq lists its product as hypothetical. The coding region runs from base 270 to 1445 and encodes 391 amino acids. Lineage: Eukaryota; Viridiplantae; Streptophyta; Magnoliopsida; Caryophyllales; Amaranthaceae. The record is from RefSeq and is a predicted model, not a curated record. The transcript is spliced from 3 exons.
ACCUUCCAUACACAAAAACAAAAAGAAAACUCUUUGUAAAAAGAAAGAGUAACAUCAUAAAGAAAAGCAAAAAAGAAAGUUUCAUCAUUGGUCAUCACAUUUAGACACCCCACACAUAACAAACCUUCCCCACUCUUACUACUUUACUAGUCUCCUUUUGUUGUCAUUUCCUUACCGUUACAUAUUUGCCUCACCUCUUUUUUUUCCCACUUUCCCACUUGAUUUCCAAUUCAAUCCAGAAGAAUUGAAGCAUAGAAUUACUCCUACAAAUGGUGGGAGGAAAGAAGAAGAGGGAAGAAACUAUAUUAUCGUCGUCAUCGUCGUUUCGAUCGUCCUCUUAUCGGCAAGACUCGGUUUCGCCGGCAACAUCGACAGCCGCCCGUCCAAACAACAAUAAUGCUAAAACUGUCAAUGUUGGGUGCAUGUCCGGGAUCUUCCAACUCAUGUCUAAAUAUCAUACUCGUCGUAAAUUCCUCACUUUUGGUAGAAAACAAGAACGUAACACCGCCGUCGAAGCCACCACACCAUCACCACGUGAAAAAAAUGCACCACCAUUACCGAAACCCGAAUGUACACCUACGCGCCAACCACGUGAGCAAGGUUCACCGGCAGGGAGGUUAUCUCUUGAUCAGACACCGCGAAGCCCGUCGGUUCCGGCAGAGAUCCGACGGUCAUCGCCGGAAUCCUCAGCGAGGGUGGUGGCACGUCUAAUGGGUUUAGAUGAUAUACCGGUGAAUACCCAAUCUCCGGCGCCGGCGCCGGUGAGAGAGGUGUCGCCGGCGGCGGAGAAGAGGAGGAAGUUGCUUGGGGCGUUGGAAAAGUGUGACGAUGAUUUGAAGGCCUUGAAAAAAAUUAUCAAGGCGGUGCGUGCCACCCAAACGCCGCCGCGAGCGGUGGCGAUGAAGAGGAGAGAGGAGGUGGAGGAGGGAGAAAGUGAGGUGGGGAGUGACGAGCCAAGUCCUGUAUCGGUGUUGGAUCAUCAUUAUUUGUCCUCUACUUAUUCUAAGAGGACCCCUAAUGAACAAGUAAUGCAGCAGCAACAACAGAAACCAAAGCAACAAAGGCAACAGAUAACUAGGAAAAAGCCAGGGGAUCAUGAAGAUAAAGCCAUUAAUUUCCUGACCAAACCAACUUUUUCAAUUAUAUUCACCAGCACAGCAAGCACACCACAACAACUGCAAUCUCCUGCAAUAUCAGCAGCUGCAGCGGUCUCAGGAGUACCAUGGAGUACGGCCAUGAAGGAGAGCGUGAUCGAGGUGUGUCGAAACGUCGAAUUCGGACAGAUACAGGAGGUUGGAAGUAUUGGAAUGCUUCUGCAAGAUUGUAUUCUUAGAGAAUUGAUUGAAGAGAUUAUUAAGGAGUUGAGUUCUUAUAAUGUUCAUGUUCAUAGUAUUUCUUCUUUCAACUUAUCCUAUGAAGCAUACAAGAGAAAACUAUUCUUUUAGAGGGUUGUAAUGGGAUUAUGUAAUUUUACUUGUGUGUUGUUCUAUUGUGUAUGAUACAAGUUAGUUUUCUCUAAUUCAUUACUCGAUAUGAUACCUAUAAUCCUAUAUAUAUAUGUAAAAACUAAUUUUGUCCAUUAAUA